AUGGCCGACUUCUCUCGAUUGCCCCCCCGAGGCAACACCUCCCCAGCGCCGCCGCCUCCCCCACCUCCAGCUCCCGUGCAACAAAGUCACAAGUAUUCGAACCGCGCGGCCAGUGCUUUGGCAAGAUUUGCCCAGCCUUUUUUCUCCGGGUCUCGACCUCCCAGUCCGCAUACGCAAAGUGGUCGUGCAGAUCUAUCUGCUGGUCCCCGUUCCACUAGGUCCAAGUCCUUACCUGGUGCUUCUCAGACGAUCUCUCAUAAGACUGGGAUUCCUAUAGCUGCGCUAGAUAUAUCUCCCCAGCGGACACAUGCAGUUAUCGGCGGCAAAGAGAUUUUGAAAACGAUCCGUGUCUCGCCGGAUCAUUCGUCCGAGGAAUUCAAUCUUCGCAGUGCAAUUAUUAGCUAUUCUUCUACUCAUCAUGUUGGGAGUGGGCUUUCCGCUCGGCACAAAGACCAGCUGACGGUUAGAGAUGUGAAGUGGUCACAUGGUGAGCAUGACCAAAUCAUCGCCACCGCGGUGGCCAAUGGCCGCAUUGUUGUCUACGAUCUGUAUCGGACUGGCUUAGAAUGCUGCCGGUUUCAGGGCCAUAGCCGUCAAGUUCACCGCCUAGCCUUCAAUCCAUACCAUUCAUCGUGGCUGUUGUCUGGAAGCCAGGACUCUUCGAUCCGCAUGUGGGAUUUGCGGACAGCAUCGGCAGAACGGGGCGUCUUAGUAUGUGGAAGUACGGAAUUAUUCAACGGUAACAGUGAUGCUAUCCGUGAUAUCAGAUGGUCACCGACCGACAGAGUACUGUUUGCAACAGCCACAGACAGUGGAGCUAUACAACUGUGGGAUUGCCGCAAGACCAGUGCGCCGUUGAUGCGGAUUACUGCUCAUGAUCGCCCCUGUUAUUCGGUAGACUGGCAUCCUGAUGGAAAGCACCUUGUCAGUGGAGGCACAGACAGGCAAGUGAAGGUUUGGGAUUUCUCCAUUUCAGCAGAAAGAAGACAGAAGCCGGCCUUUCAGUUUCGCACCCCUCAGGCUGUUCUCAAUGUGCGCUGGCGGCCCCCAUCAUGGGCGAGGGAGCCGGAGGGAGCAGGUGAUUGGCAGUCGUCGCAGGUAGUGACAUCUUACGACAAGGAGGACCCCCGAAUUCAUCUCUGGGAUCUUCGCCGGCCCCACAUUCCCUUCCGCGAGUUUGAUCGUUAUGACGCUCACGCCACCGAUCUGCUUUGGCAUUCGAAGGAUCUGUUAUGGACGGUGGGUGAAGCCGGCGCUUUUACCCAGACAGAUGUUCGAUAUGCCCCUCAAGUGGUCAAUCAACGGUCAACCUGUGCUGUUGCUUGGAGCCCAAGUGGAGAAGUGCUCGCCUUUGUCCAGAAGCGUCCUCGACGAAGUGCUCUCGGACCCAGCACCGCUGAGGCUGUAGGCCCUCGACAGGACGAGAGCAGCAGUGGGGAAAUCUUGAGUCAGAGCCCUGUGGACGAUUUCCUUGAUGACGCCCAGCUCACCUCGACGCGGCAUCGAUACAGUAAGUCAAGUAGCAUUCGACCGUCUAAGUCCUUAGGCAGUACUCCCCCGAGUGCAUCGGAGCUUGUUCCUAUUCUCCCUCUAGAAAGGUUAUUGUCCCAGAUCAAAACCCCAGAAGUACGUCAGCUCGGGGUUGUUGGAGGGAUCCCGGGAGCCACACUGGAUCAGGAUACAUACCAGUAUCUAGCUUCGCACUAUCAUCCUCUGCUCGAUGAGCCUGACAUUCUUCCCAAGAGUUCUAUACAGUCUUUGCUUGAAUCACUUGGCCACAAUGCCCAGUGCUCCGAAGAUAUAUCUUUAUUCAAGCUUGCUCAGACCUGGCGGGUCAUCCAGUACGCGGUCAUCCAGGAGCUUGAACUUAGGGCGAAGCAGCAGCCCCCCUCGCUCGAUAAGGGACUUCGGGUCAUGAAGAAACGUCCGUCGAAAGAAGGGCCGGUCGCGGAAAAGCAGCGGACAAUGGAAGACGGUCGACAGGACAAAUUCAAGAACAAGCUGAUCAAGAGCGUCAUUGAGAGCGAUACAUCAAAGCAUCCUCUCACUGAUACGGAGGGUGCUUCGACUGUGACCACCCCGCUUGCGCAGCCCCUACCUGAUUCUCCACUCGGGUCUCUGGAUAGUUCAAUAUCCCACAUGACAUCCUUAAAUGAUACUACAGAUAUUCAACCUCUUCCUGCCUCAGUCUUGAGUCCCAAUAUCGGGACAAUGUCUUCAAACGAUUGGUCAUCGGUAUCGGACGUUGAUCCUCGGCCAAGCCGCGACUUCAAUGAGAGCCGAGAGCAGGUAAAUAAAGGCGCUCAUUUUGCGCCUGAAAGUUUACCACCUGAUUUCUUGCGCCCUUCUGUAGCCCAUGAUCUGGCAGAUGACCAGCGAUCUGCACCACGAGCCAUAACCGGCAGGACAGACUGGCAUACCAGAAAGCCUGCGGGUAUUCCAAAGGACGCUUCUGCAGUGGAUGAUUAUGAUUUGAAGUUGGAGGACAAAAGAGCGGCAAUUCGUGAUUACAGGCUUCAUCCAAAAAAAGUACUGACCUUGGAAUCUCGGAUGGAAUCUGCCAAGCCCCCAACGUUUCAUCGCCAAGAGUCAUCAGAAAGCUUCCCAAUGUUUUCCGCAUCAACAGAAAGUUCACAUCCUUCUAAGUACAUGGGCACCUCCCUUAAUUCUGCUGCAAGACUUCAUGAUGCAGCGGGGACCGUGAGCCGAGGCAAGCAGGUGGAUAUACCCAGUUCAAACAAUAACAGAACCAGGAGUAGAGGAGCAUCCAUCCUAAAUCCUGACAUCGCGCAUGAGACAGAAAUGCUCAGCAGCGAGUCGUUCGAGGAAGAGCCUCCAGGCUCUGAUACUAUUCAUCUUGACCGGCCGUCCAGCCCCCCUCCGCUCCUCAAAGAGAGCCAACCAUUGGAGUCUCGUACUUUCGAGGACAGGUCUCAAACAUGGCCCAUUGAGUGGGGUGCUCGGAGCACCUCUGGAGUGUUGAAACAAUUUUCGGACGUCAGCAUUCCAAUCAUUCCCGAUACAACCACUAACAAGCCCUGGAGUGUUGAGAUACUGUUCAAGGAGGCGAUCAGACACUAUCAUAGUGGCGCUGUUGUUGACAUCCAGUCUGCUGCUCACCUGCUCCUAAAGUUGCGCGCUCUUUUUCAGGAAUGCGACAAGAUCCUUCCCAGCGAAGAGACUGAAUUCAUUCUCAAAGCCUACAACGAACAAUUACUACGACAGUCAAUGUACAAGGAGGCGGCCGAGCUCCGGCUCCUCUGCGUGCCGUCUUACCCAGCAGUUUACGAAUAUGCCCAGGCGGACACAUACAUGAACGUGUUCUGUUUCUCAUGCAAACGGCCAUAUGAGAACCCAAAGAGUGACAAUGGGCGAUGCUAUCGUUGCAACACCCCACAGGAUCCGUGUGCUAUCUGUAUGAGUGUUGACCCUCCUCCAGAAUGGAUCGCAGAGCUAUCGAUGUCCUCGGAUCACCCCGAUCUUGGGUCAGGAUCACCAUAUACCUUGUCCGCUUCGCAUUCCUCCUUGGAAACAGAAUCUAUACCUCAAUACGAGUUACAGCAAAUGGACGCAAUGUUCUCCGAAAAUACUCAACCGCGUCGGCCCAGAGGAGCCACUCUCUGGAUGUGGUGUCAAGGCUGCGGCCACGGCGGACAUCUAGCUUGCAUCAGUACCUGGCUAAGUGAUGUAUCCAUCAGCGAGGGUGGCUGCGCGACCCCGGGGUGUAUGCAUGAUUGUGGGCCAGGGCCCCGCCGUGAACAUAACCGGUCUGUUCUGCUAGAGGAGUCCAAGAAACGAGAUUCCGCUGGUCGCAAAGCAGGUGCAGGCUUUGUCAAACGAGACACAUGGGCCAAAGGGGAAAGCAGGGCCGUGGAGAAGGUGCGUGGUAUGUUGGGGGUUGGUGCAUCAGCUGGAAGCACUUCGACCACGGCUACCACCAGCGCUGGGCCCAGUGGAGCCUCCUCUACCACGAUGUCUCCCAAAAAGGUGCGACUAGUGACACCUAGUGAACAAGGGAAGCCGCGGCGAAGUGGCCAUCGGACAAGCUUUGGUGGCAGCGGCAGUGGGCUGAGCAAUUGA
Aspergillus aculeatus ATCC 16872 is the source of this 4080-nucleotide messenger RNA. Its product is annotated as WD repeat protein. Gene Ontology annotation, molecular function: protein binding. NCBI's taxonomy places the organism in Eukaryota, Fungi, Ascomycota, Eurotiomycetes, Eurotiales, Aspergillaceae. Gene Ontology annotation, biological process: positive regulation of TOR signaling. The transcript has 2 exons. The coding region runs from base 1 to 4080 and encodes 1359 amino acids. The record is from RefSeq and is a predicted model, not a curated record.